This is a messenger RNA of Pecten maximus, 5840 nucleotides long. Its product is annotated as carbohydrate sulfotransferase 11-like. Gene Ontology annotation, molecular function: sulfotransferase activity. The record is from RefSeq and is a predicted model, not a curated record. The transcript has 4 exons. Gene Ontology annotation, cellular component: membrane. Gene Ontology annotation, biological process: carbohydrate biosynthetic process. Lineage: Eukaryota; Metazoa; Mollusca; Bivalvia; Pectinida; Pectinidae. Bases 1121 to 2443 code for a protein of 440 amino acids.
UAUUUAAUGUGAAAUGUGAUUAUGGAAAUAAUUUCACUUUUGAUAAAAUUAUUUUAAUUGUGCGUCAAGUACUGUACCUGUGCUCAUAUGGUAUGUAAUUCGGCAGAAUUUUUUUAAUUGUACGUGUGACCCCUAGCAUCCGUGAGUAAGCCUAAAGCAUCUUUACACCUGUGUCGAUAUCGUGGAGUUUGUACUGUAUUGUAGGUCGAUCACAUACCUUUUCCUUUACCAUGAACUACAAAACGGUAAAAGUUGAUGUAACAACAAAGUUAAAGCGAGCUGAACUCGUAAUAACCAGAUGCUAUUUUUAGUGUAGAUGAUCGGCUUUCAUGAUUUUGAGUAUUGUAAUGCAAGUCAUGAAGAUGUAUCUUUUAUAUAUUAUCAUUUAUAUGAAAAAGGACGGUAUAAGGCGUUUAGUGUAUGUCAAUUGUCUGUUUGUAAAAUAAUGCUUAACUGAUAAAAAGUUUAAGUUAGGAUAUCAAAGAAGAACAUGAUUAGAAAAUGAUAUAAAUUUUCAGGUUAACGGUUUAACUUUUUAACAUCAACUUUUGAGUUCAUUAAUUUUGCUUUAAAGCCCCAUAAACCCUAAGAAAUAUAUAUAAAUGUUUAUAUUUUGUCUUCUUUACAGUUUUCAGUCUUAAUUUAUGCCUAAAAAAAUAUCCAGAAUCCAAAUUUGGAAGAAAGUAUAUGUGAAAUUCCCAAAAAUAAUAACUGGGUCCGACGGACCAAGUUUCUAUGCAAAUUUGUCUCACAAUGCAACGGGCGGGCUAUCAGCUAAAUGUUGGAACGCCGAAAUUGGCCUCUGACUGGGUCGUUGUACACGAAUGUAGUACACAUUGAAAUUUUAGGACUGUUACUAAAUAUUUUUCAUGACCUAUCUGUUGCAGAUAUGUGCUGAAUUCUAACACAGAUUUGUAGUGCAAUAUCCAUUUUAGUGGUAGAAUUUUGUUUUGACACCAUUUCCAUGUUUGUUUGUGUGGCAGGACACAGGGAGUUAUAAGGCGCGAACAAAAUGCAUGCAACUGAUUUUCUUUAAAAGGUUAAUUUUUAAAGACACUUUUAUACAAAUAUCCUGAAUGAUACCCCGUUGUGAUUCUUGGAUCUUUAUAACUCCGUCCAGAUGUCUAUUGGGAGAAUCCUUCUCUUCAUUUGUGCCUGUGGCAUGGUGUUGGUCCUCCAGGGCAUACUCAGCAUUCUCUACGAAGACAGGAAUAAGGCGGCCUUGGAAACUAACAACCCAGACCUUUUUGUCGACGUGGAGGAACAUGGCUCGUCUAACUGUGUGUGUAAAGAAACCAAGUCUUCGAAAACCUUGGAUAAUACUUUCGUUGAUCCAGUGCAAUCCCAACGUAGGAAAACAAUGUUGACGGAAUGUCGAUCACUACCUGGGAAAAACUAUACUGGAACUUUGUCUGAAAUGCAAAUGAGAAAACACAUGAUUUAUGACGACAAAGUAAACCUUCUCUUUUGUGAUCUUCCGAAAGUUGGAUCAACUUUUCUGAAACAAGUUCUCCAUAUUUUGUAUGGCCAUAGACAUGAGAAUGACCCGUUUAGUAUAAAAGGUAAUGACGCUCACACCAUACCUUUUAAAACAUUCCAGAAAAUACCGUACGAUCAGGCACUGGUGAUAUUAAUGCGCUCAACAAAGUUCAUGUUUGUCCGACAUCCUUACACUCGAAUGCUUUCAGGAUAUGUUGAUAAAAUCUUCACCAAUAAUUACAUUUUCUGGGAAAAGACCGGUAAAAUCAUAUUGAAGCAUCACCGUCCAAAUGCUUCAACAAAAUCCAAAGAAUGUGGCCAUGACAGUACUUUCCCCGAGUUUAUCAAACACGUGAUCUCAUCGGAAACAUCCGGAAAUUUCAGGGAUCCCCAUUGGUAUCCUAUGUAUGAUGCAUGUCGUCCUUGUAACAUUCAAUAUGAUGUCAUUGGGAAAAUAGAGUCUUUCAAAGAGGAUCUUGAGAAAUUUCUUAAAAGUCAACACCUUGAUGAAAUCGUUGACAUUUCGAAAAUGAAUAAAGGAAAUGAAAACGAGGCUAUUUCUCUGACGGUUGACAGGGCAUAUGAUGUUGUGUUACAGAGACCGAAGUGUAUAUCUCUGCCGCAGGCGUUAGAACGUGCCUGGAAGGUUCUACAAAUAAGAGGGGUGUUGAGUCAGUUGGCCGAUUUUCCUUACGAUAUGAUGAAAAAAAAUCCAAAUAUAAAAAAAUCCAGUUUUCUAGACGUCAUUGUUAAGGAGAUCGAACGGUUUCCUUUGACGAAAUCAGACAAAGAAUUAUCACGAAAACAAGCUAUUGUUAAAGCAUUUGAAUCUGUGCCGUCCAGAGAUUUAGAAAGGUUUAAUUCGAUAUUUCAUCCUGAUUUCUCUAUAUUUGGAUACAAGAAAAUCACAGGAACGAAACAUAACAAAUUUUCAAACUGGGAGCCAUUUAAGUUAAAACUAUGAAUCAAUAUUUACAUAUACCAUGCAAUUACUGAUAGUACAUUGAUCGUCUGGUUCCAAAAGGAAAAAAAAUAUCCAUCGUAUCAAUUAACUAUACAGAAUCUUUACCCUAUUUGCCCUUUGUUACAAAUUCACCAAACUGGAAUAGCAUUUUUUAUGGUAUUACCUUGCUUAUGAACCUUAAUGAUUCAAUGACGCCGUGCUGCAACAAUGUUUUUCUGAUGCAGAUUUAUAUGAAAGAUUUUCAAACAAAGAUAUAAUGUCAUUUUAUAAAGUAUAAAUAUUUUAUGUUUAUUUGUUUCGUGGCAUUUUGCUUAUGAGCCCCAAGCCAUGUUUAUGUUCUAAUUUCAAUCUUGACUUCCUAAGAACUACACAACAUCACUGAUAAAGGGUGUGGAGAUGUGUGAGGUGAGGGCGUUACUCUCAGUUGGUAUGAGCCAGAGAUAUACGAUUUGUGUAAAUUUAAUUACCAUAACUUUUCUUUCAGCAAUCUGAAAUUAAAAAAAAAAUGUUCGUAUACUUUUUUGAUAUGCAGUCAUGUAUGUAAAUGACACGUUUGUUCGUACCGAACCAAUUAUAUAUAUCAUCAACACAUCCUAAACAACGGAAGAAGAACUUUUAAGUUGCAUAUUUAAAUCAGGAGAUCUGCUUUUUUAUAAAACAUUAUUCCGGGAAAAGAGAGUUGAAUGAGCUGACAAUAUUGCUAUGGAAUGUUUAAAAGAAAAACGAGCAUAAGGGGAAAUCUGUUUUGCAUUUAAAUAUUAAAAGUGAACUAAGAUGAAAUGUUUAUGCUUAGUUUCAUUAGUACACAGGGACUGACACAAACAAUAAAAUCCAGCUAAACUGAAAUUUCAACUUUCAAAAUGGCCGCCAUGUUCCCAGAUAACCAUAAAUAUUAAAUAUUCUUGCAACUGCUAAAAUAAUUUUCUGACAAGAACGCUACAUGAUAGAUUGUAUGUUAGGCUACACAUUAAACCCCUAAUCUGGAAUCUAAUAUGGCUUCCUCGUCCUAGAAUCUGAUUGGCCAUGUCAGUGUUGGUCUACAUACCCAUGGUUCUCUGUCCAGUAGGACACUAGUAAUAAUAAACCUUUAUAAGAUAAAUGGUGUCGGAGCUGUCAUGCUGGAUCCAAAUAACACUGUUGAUUUGACAUCACACAAUGUUCCUUGAGUAACGACAGAUCCAGAUCUCGUAGUCACUAUCAUCACUGAGGUGCUCACCGAAGCAACCAGCUGCCAGUGAUAUUUGGUAGGUGCCACAUGAUAUUGUCCUAAGGUAUUCCAUGUCUAACUUUGGAAAGUCACAAUUAUCCGCAGUCGAACAUUGUUUGAUAAAUAGUUACUUUGCCCUUAAGGUGUUGUGUACACUGAGGCGCUUUCAUUUUGUCAGCCAGCAUUCUAUCAUUUUCAUCUCGCUCUGGUAUUUUUUACAUAUAUGGAUCAACGGAUUCCAAUGAGACAAACUGUUGAUGUAUGUAAAUGCCACGUUUGUUCGUACCGAACCAAUUAUAUAAUUAUAUCAUCAACACAUCCUAAACAACGGAAGAAGAACUUUUAUGUUGCAUAUUUAAAUCCGGAGAUCUGGUUUUUUAUAAAACAUUAUUCCGGGGAAAGAGAGUUGCAUGAGUUGACAAUAUUGCUAUGGAAUGUUUAAAAGAAAAACGAGCAUAAGGGGAAAAUCUGUUGAAAAACAACCGUUGCUUGAAUCGUAUGCGAUAUGACUCAAUCAUUCAUCUGGAUGUAGUUAUGGAUCUAUCAAUAUUACCUGUAGGACGUCAUGUUGAAUCUGUCCAGGUUUUAGUCAAGACGGCAUCUUUGUUGUCAAAGCUUGUGAUUCUAAAUCUAGCAAAACAUCCCUAAACCCUCGAUCAACAACGACAUUGUCAUCUUUCUCCAGCCAUGAGAUACCAUCUAUGAUGACUUUUGUAAUCUUCGCAUCAAUAUCGCUUCCGAAAAAAUCCUGCUGUUUCAAGAGAAUGUAACCAUUAGGCAGGGUUAUGCUUAUAUUAUAUGAAUUUCAAAUAGUUCCGCUUCUUCUGGCCACAGUAGAAGGUUCUCUUGAACUUUGUGAUCAGAAUUCAGGAAGAAAGAUAUAUGUACCGUCAAGUAUGACAGUCGCCCGCUAUUCAAGUCUAUGGAGCAAUGGUAAAAUAGUUAUGUCUAACUAUGGAAUGAAAUGUUUUAGAUAUAAUGGAAAUCGACAUGUUUGAAAGAGUUGUACACUGAGAACCUAGGAAUAAAGAAGGACCUCUACAUUAACAGCAAAUGCGGCAUCUCCAAAAUAUCAUUGAUGUUUCCUUUGAUCUGGAAGGAAGUCGGGAAGUAAACAGUUUUCAUUCAUCAAUUCGAAUUUCAAUGUUAGAGUUAAGAUAUUUCCAUAUGAGUUGAGGUAAACAAAUACGUUAGGACCAAGGGCACCGCAGUUGGUGACGAAAGAUGAGUUAGUGUUUUGUGCGCUUUGGCAAAUGAUUGAGUUUUGAUUGAAAAUAUAUUCAUACAUAGUGUGUAUUUGGCGCGUGAAUAAUGGCCAUAACAUAUACCUCCUAUUUCCGUCAUAUAUCUUCAUGUUGUGGCUUUCAUUUGUGAUAAUCUUUUAAUCAAUUUUCACACAUGUCUAUCUUUUGAUCAUCAGUUAAGUUAUUGCCAUCCGCUAUUAAAACAUCAAACAACCAAUUGUGCUCGAGAAGUCAGAUUUCUCAGUUUUAACGUCUCUCCUAAAAGCAACUUCACAAUGCGCACCUACACACUUAUCUCUCAUUGCAUUAGGUAUAAAAUUAAUGCCAACAUUAGACAUAUAAGCGUGUUAAGAAGAAUGUUUUCGAGAAAAUGGUUAAACUGCGGAGUUUGGCGCUAUUUUGAAAAAUCUGCAUAUUUUCCCUCAAACUCUGGCGGUUUAACUAUUCAGUUCUUCAAAGUAUCGAAUAAAAGCAUGUUUGACGAUUGAAAUUCCACCCUCUUGGCUAUUAUUGUUUCGUAUUAUGCACAGUCGCCAUUUGCAUUUCGAGGUUAAUCGAUGAUUAUACAAAUGCUCGCAUUACCUACAUGGUUGUUUUGUGCAAUAUGUCUGAUCAAAAUUAGCUUUCUUUGUUCUCCUGAAACUUUUAUUUUACUCAUUUUGCCGAAAUCAAAAGCAAGACCCAUGGAUAGCAAGGAUACAUAUUAACAAUUGAUUAAGUUACUUCUGUUCCAUGGCACCUGAGUAGUGAUUUAUAGAUAUCAUUGGGCUCGGUUUGCGGGAUCGAGUUGUCUGCCCUUAGAACGGGCUCGGGUAAACAAGUCGAGUCCAAUGAUCGUCGCCGCAAAAAAGGUAACGAUUUGACAUGAAAUCACCUAAAAAUUAUAUUGAUUUUUUUGUUUUUUAAACCAUAUUGGUUUGCGUGUUGUAUGUGUAAAAAAAAAAAA